This is a messenger RNA of Marmota flaviventris (yellow-bellied marmot), 1749 nucleotides long. Its product is annotated as leucine-rich repeat protein SHOC-2-like. The record is from RefSeq and is a predicted model, not a curated record. Gene Ontology annotation, molecular function: protein binding. Gene Ontology annotation, cellular component: cytoplasm. NCBI's taxonomy places the organism in Eukaryota, Metazoa, Chordata, Mammalia, Rodentia, Sciuridae.
AUGAGUGGUAAUUUAGGGAAAGAAAAAGACUCUAAAGAGAAAGAUCUGAAUGUGCCAUCAGUCAAAGAAAGAGAAAAGACUUCAAAGGCCUCUGGAGAUUUGGGGACAGAAAGCCAUGAAAAAGAACCUAAAACCAAAGGGAAAGAUGCCAAAGAUGGAAAAAGGGUCUCCAGUGCUGCCCAACCAGGGGUGGCUUUUUUAGUUGACAAUAGGAUCAAGCGGCCAAGUCCUGCACGUGGGACUGGGAAAAAAUCCAGUAAUGCAGAAGUAACUAAAGAGCUCAAGAAGUGCCUGGAAGAGAAUUCAGUGCGUUUGGACUUAUCCAAGAGGUCUAUGCACAUAUUGCCAUCAUCGAUCAAACACUUGACUCAAUUAACUGAACUUUAUUUAUACAGUAACAAGCUGCAGUCCCUCCCAGCAGAGGUGGGCUGUCUAGUAAAUCUCAUGAUACUGGCUCUAAGUGAAAAUUCACUUACCAGUUUGCCUGACUCUCUUGAUAACAUGAAGAAGCUGCAGUUGCUUGAUUUACGGCAUAAUAAACUGAAAGACAUUCCUUCAGUGGUGUAUAGGUUAGAUUCUCUCACCACUCUCUACCUUCGCUUUAAUCGCAUAACUACUGUGGAAAAGGACAUAAAAAACCUGUCAAAACUCAGAACGCUUAGCAUGCGAGAGAACAAAAUCAAACAACUACCUGCUGAAAUUGGUGAAUUAUGUAACCUCAUUAUGCUGGAUGUAGCUCAUAAUCAACUUGAACACCUUCCAAAGGAGAUUGGAAACUGCACACACAUAACCAGCCUUGACUUGCAGCACAAUGAACUGCUAGACCUCCCAGAUACUAUAGGCAACCUGUCUCAUUUGUAUCGUCUUGGUCUGAGAUACAAUAGACUGUCAGCAAUACCCAGAUCACUAGCAAACUGCAGUGCACUUGAAGACUUAAAUUUGGAGAACAAUAACAUUUCUGCUUUACCAGAGAGCCUUUUAUGCAGUCUUGUGAAACUGAACAAUUUGAACUUGGCUAGAAAUUACUUCCAGUCAUAUCCAGUGGGUGGUCCAGCUCAGUUUUUCACCAUCUGUUCCCUCAACAUGGAACACAAUCAAAUCAAUAAAAUCCCAUAUGGAAUUUUCUCUAGAGCAAAAGCAUUAAGAAAACUAAAUAUGAAGGACAAUCAGUUAACAUUACUUCCAUUGGACUUUGGAACUUGGACCAUCAUGAUAGAAUUGAAUUUAGCCAAUAAUCAGCUAAGAAUGAUCCCUGAGGAUUUAUCUGGUCUUGUUUCUCUUCAGGUUCUAAUAUUAUCAAACAAUCUUCUAAAGAAGCUUCCCCAAGGUCUUGGAAACCUUAAGAAGUUAAGAGAGUUGGAUAUAGAGGAGAACAAAUUAGAAUCCUUGCCAAAUGAAAUUGGUUAUCUUAAAGAUUUACAGAAUUUAGUCUUGACAAACAACCAGUUGACCAUUCUUCCCAGAAGCAUUGGUUACCUUACCAAUCUCACACAUCUAAGCCUUGGAGAUAACCUGCUUAAUCAUCUUCCUAAGGAAAUUGGUACACUGGAAAACCUUGAAGAACUGUAUUUGAAUGACAACCCUAACCUACAUAGCCUUCCUUUUGAGCUGGCUCUCUGCAGCAAGCUUACAACCAUGAGUAUUGAGAACUGUCCACUCAGUUACCUUCCACCUCAGAUUGUUGCUAGGGGACCGUCUUUCAUCAUUCAGUUCUUAAAAAUGCGGGGUACAUAUCAUGCCAUGGUCUGA